Molecule: messenger RNA, 1338 nt
Organism: Panicum hallii
Lineage: Eukaryota; Viridiplantae; Streptophyta; Magnoliopsida; Poales; Poaceae
Exons: 2
Coding region: 292-1137 (281 amino acids)
Source: RefSeq, a predicted model, not a curated record
UCUUUUCCCAUUCCCCACCGGCAGAAGCAUCCAGGCGCCGGCGACGUGGCCUCCCCGGCCUUACGUGCCCUGCCGCAUGCGGGGACACGUACGCGCCUGCCCAAUCCCAUCUCGGCUUCUUCGAUCGCGGCGAGUAGAUAACGCCGUCUCCUCCCGCUCGAUCCCUCCUGCUAAAUCCUCCUCCUCGAUCAUCCUCACCUGCUCCUCCAUCGGUUCUUGCUUGAUCUCCUGCUGUACUGCCAUCAUCUUCCCCUCAUCGACGCGAGCACCGCCUUGUUCGUUUGGGAUAAAAUGUCGGGAAUCUCACUGGCGGUGGCGCCGCGGUCGGACCCGGACAACGGGUCGGAGCGGCAGCCGACGGCGAUGCUGGGCGGCGUGAUGGGCUCGCUCCGCGUGAUCGAGCUGCAACUGGUGGCGUUCAUCAUGGUGUUCUCGGCGUCGGGCCUCGUCCCGCUCAUCGACCUCGCCUUCCCCGUCGCCACCACGCUCUACCUGCUCGCCAUCUCCCGCCUCGCCUUCCCGCCGCUGCACUCCAAGCUCGACGCCGCCCGCUCGCCCGCCGCCUCCCAGGAGAUCUUCCGCGGCAGCAAGUUGUUCCAGGUGUACGUGGUGUUGGGCACGACGGUGGGGCUGUUCCUUCCGCUGGCGCACGUGCUGGGCGGGUUCGCGCGCGGCGACGACGCGGCGGUGCGGUCGGCGACGCCGCACCUGUUCCUGCUGUCGUGCCAGAUCCUGACGGAGAACGUGGUGGGUUCGCUGGGCGCCUUCUCGCCGCCGGUGCGGGCGCUGGUGCCGCUGCUCUACACGGUGCGCCGUGUCUUCGUCGUCGUGGACUGGGUGUACGACGUGUGGACGAACCGGGAGCUCACGCAGGCGUCCACCGCGCAAGAUGCCGCGUGGCUGUGGUUCGGGCGGUACCUCGCCCUCGCCAACCUGCUCUACUUCUCCGCCAACCUCUUCGUCUUCCUCAUCCCGAGGUUCCUGCCCCGGGCGUUCGAGAAGUACUUCCGCAUGCGCGACGAGGCGUGCGCCAAGACGGCCGAGGACAGGCGCGCGCGCGGCGGCCACCUGGCGGCGCCGGCGCCGGAGCAGCACGGUGAUGCCGGCAAGCCGGUGGAGGCCAAGAAGGCGGACUGAGCGAGCUUGCUUGCUCGCAUGUGUUCUUCAGUUCGCUGGCCUGUUUGCCUUUUCCUCUCGUUUCUUUUCGGUAGGCCGACACGUGUGUAUGUUGUUGUUGCCAUGGCUUUGGCGAUGUAGAGGAUAAAUUUAAAUUUCAAAUGUGGUAGUGGCGUGACAAUGGAAUCUCGCCUUGCAACGAUUGCUUUAAAUUGAAUUUAA